AUGGGGGUUGCGAUCUUGGGCGGGGCGCAGGGCGCAUGCGCGGGCGGGCAGCGGGCACUCCGCGAGGAAGGUUCGCGGGCUCCGGCCGCGUCGACGCGACCGCGAUGCGCGAAGUGCCGGCCUCGCGGCCGCUCCCGCAAGCGCCGCGCUAAACGCACCGAUGCAGUGGCGCAAGUUGACCAGGUUGAAAUCUUCGCCGGGCGGACACUCGCGCGCUCGGAGGAUGCUCUGCUGCGGCCGCAGGAAGGUACGAUACGAUCGAUAGCGCGCGCCGAAACCUUCGCCCCCCGGCCCGGAGGCGGCCGACGCCGUUCGUCGACCCCACUAAGGCCUCUCGUAGCCUAUAACUACUGGACAUAA
Molecule: messenger RNA, 360 nt
Organism: Leptosia nina
Lineage: Eukaryota; Metazoa; Arthropoda; Insecta; Lepidoptera; Pieridae
Source: the annotation of a GenBank genome assembly